AUGACAAGGAAGAAGGUGAACCUUGUUUGGAUGGCGAAUGACGGCGCUCGAAAGGCCAGCCUGAAAAAAAGAAGGGUGGGCUUGAUGAAGAAAGUGAGUGAACUAACCACGCUCUGUGGUGUGAAUGCGUUCGUAGUGAUUUUUAGUCCAGGGGAGAACGAGCCGGCAAUGUGGCCAUCUCGCCCGGUGAUUCACCAACUUCUGGCGAAGUUCCACUCUUUGUCGGAGAUGGCCCGGAGCAAGAAGAUGAUGAAUCAAGAAAGGUACCUGAAAGAAAGGUCUGCGAAAGUUGAGGAGCAGUUGAAGAAGCACCAAAGAAGAAACAAAGAGAUGGAUGUUUCCCAUCUCAUGCACCAACUCUUUCAUUUAGGAAAGAGACAAAGUGAAUUCAAUGUAACUGAAUUGCAUGGUUUGUAUUGGUUUGUGCAGGAAAAGAAGAAGGAAAUCAAGAAGAGACUGGACUAUGUUCAACAAAUCAGUGCUCUUCAAGAAGCUAAGGCUUCUCUUCCUCCUCGCCCUCCUGCACCAGCGGUGGCGACGGCGGACGGAACACCCCCCAGCAACCCCUGGAAUCCCACAGAGCUUGCUCAGUGGGAUCAAUGGUUCAUGGAAGUGGUGAAUAAUGGUGAAAAUCGUGCAAAUCUAGGGCUAAGGACUCCAAAUCUGCCAAUAUUUGCUGCAAAUCACAUGGGGUUGCCCCAGGGAAAUUAUAGAUCUGAUUAUAACAAUAUUGCUAGUAAUGCUAGCAAUGUUAAUGCUAAUUCUGAUCAAAUGGUGGUGCCUUUCGGGACAAGUUUUAGAGAUAUGAAUGCAAGUGGUGGUGGCGAUGAAAAUGAAACUCGUUUCCCUUCUGAGUUCGAACUUUUGAGCGGAUCAGGUGAUGUUGGAAUGCCUUUCGAUGUCAGCAAGCCAUGGCCAAACAAUUUCUUUGCUUGA
This is a messenger RNA of Mangifera indica (mango), 936 nucleotides long. Its product is annotated as agamous-like MADS-box protein AGL80. The record is from RefSeq and is a predicted model, not a curated record. The coding region runs from base 1 to 936 and encodes 311 amino acids. NCBI's taxonomy places the organism in Eukaryota, Viridiplantae, Streptophyta, Magnoliopsida, Sapindales, Anacardiaceae. Gene Ontology annotation, biological process: positive regulation of transcription by RNA polymerase II. The transcript has a single exon. Gene Ontology annotation, molecular function: DNA-binding transcription factor activity, RNA polymerase II-specific; protein dimerization activity; RNA polymerase II cis-regulatory region sequence-specific DNA binding.